This is a messenger RNA of Frieseomelitta varia, 1340 nucleotides long. RefSeq lists its product as uncharacterized. The transcript has a single exon. The record is from RefSeq and is a predicted model, not a curated record. NCBI's taxonomy places the organism in Eukaryota, Metazoa, Arthropoda, Insecta, Hymenoptera, Apidae. Gene Ontology annotation, molecular function: RNA binding. Bases 293 to 1273 code for a protein of 326 amino acids.
CUACCAUCUUUCCUAAGUUUUCACAUUGCUCCAGUUUCAAAGUUUAUAAACAAUACGAACGUAUUUUAUAUAUUGUAAUACAUUUAUUUACUAGUAUUAUUUACUAGUGUGAUUUCAUUUAUAUAUGUUGUACAUGUAUAUAUAUAUAUAUAUACACACAUUUGUAUAUAUUAAAAAUCAAUGUAAUAUUAAUUAUAAAAAACGUGCAUUACUAGAUUGAGAAUAGGUUAUACGUGAAAAUAUAUUUUAGCUCUUUUAAAGCCAGUGAUUGAUAUAUAUUUGAAUAAUAAAUAUGGAGUAUGAAAAGUAUUACGACAAAAGAGCAAAUGGAUAUGUUAUACAUUUCCCUAAUAACAAAGGAUUGAGUUUACAAGAAAUUACUAAAAUGUUUUCUGCUUUUGGCAAAAUUGUGUCUGUGAAUAAUCGUGGGAAAAGUAAUGGAUUAUGUUUUGUAAGAUAUGAAACAGUUGAAGAUGCAAAGAAAUGCAUAGAUGGUUUUAGAAACAAUUCAUCUAUUAAAAUUUUGCCACAUAAAAUAAAAACUAAUAUAAUUGAUAUUAAUACUAAUAUCGAAGCAAAAGAUGUUGAUGCUAAUGCACAGGAUAAAAGAAUGUUUAAACAAAAUAUUUAUAAAAAUAAUUCAGAAGAAAAUAAUCAUUUUAGUACCUAUUCAUCAACAAAACAGUCUCAAAAUACGCAAACAGAUAAUCAAUCUAAUUGUAAUUUGUCAGAAUCAUCUAGUAAGGAUAACUUUAAUGAUGAUGUAGAUGUAGAUGGUAAAAACAAAACUAACCAUCUCUCUCCUAUACCAAAAUUAUCUUCAGAACAGCGUAUUAGACUUAGAAAUUUAAAAAAAUUUGCUUCAAAUACUUCUAUUUCAUCGGCAGUUACUAAUACUUCAAGAGAAUUGGAAGAUAUACCUGAUGAAACAAAUAUUCCAGCUUUGGUACAUAUUGACCAAAAAUAUGAAACGCAUAAUAUUAACAUCACUCCAUCUGUGAAAAUUGUUCCAGCUUAUGAAGUAAUUGUAGCCAAUAUCCAUCCAAGUUUAACUAUACAUUAUAUGUUACAUCUUUUUGAAAAAUUUAAUCCAAUAUCAAUAUCACUUAUGAUGAGUCUACCAAAAACCAAUAUAUUGUAUUGCCAUGUUUAUUUUAAAACAUAUGAAGACGCAUAUGCAACUAUGAAACAAUUUGAUAUGCAUAAUGUACAUGGAAAAAAGCUUAUUGUUUUAACAUCAAAUAAAUUGAUGGAAGAAAUAUCUCAACUAUAAUACUCUAAUAUAAUUACUUUUAUAAUGCAUCUAUUGUACAAUUAAAUAUAACUUGAUUUUUUUCUGA